UCCCCCUCUCUCCCCCACCUUCCCGGAACUCUCUUCUGCUCUGCCCUUAAAUCAUUUUCUUUACCUUAAACGGCGAGGGAUAAAAGCCCGAGAUUCCAUUGUCAAAUAUAAAUCUUGGCUCACUAUAUCUGAAUUAAAACCUUUUUGAUUUAUUUGUCUUUUCUGUUUUCCUUUUUAUGGCUGCAUUGAAUCUUCGUCAAAUAUUCGAAGUCUGAGCGACACGGCAAGAAUUUAGGCUUUUUUUCAUUUCAUACGUUGGGAUACUUGGAUUCCUACGAGCAAAAGUGAAGAUUCGUGCACGAGGCGGAAACCAUUUCUCAUAUUAUCAUUUUUCGACUUCCAAGCACCGGGCGUUGGAGAUAAAGCGAUUAAUCGCAUUGCGUAGGAUUUUUAGGUGAAUUAAUGGCCGUGGCUUUUACCAAUCUUUCAUGGUGGCUGUGGAGUGGGAAGCAUCAAGAGCCUAGUAUCUCCAAUAAAUCUUCUAUAAAUUCUUCAUCUGAGUCGACUACGUGGGAAUCCGAUGCUCUGAAAUUUCCUUUGGUUAAACGAGACAAUAUAGCCUCCUCAUCGAGAAGGGUGAAGCGGAAGUGGCAUAGUCGGGAAGAGCGGAAGAUCGAUAGGGAAUAUGAUGUUGUUCUUGUCCCAUCUGAUGGGGGGUGUGUUUCAGUUACAGAGUCUGAUGAUUCAGAUUGGUCAAUCGGAUGGUUGGAGCCUCUUGGCCCUGGGUUCCAGAGCGAUGAUGAUCCUGACGACAGUUUUGCCGUGCUGGUUCCAUGCUAUGGGCACGGUUACAAUGAUCUGGUGGAGCAUUCAAAGAACAAUAUUUUGAGCACUGUUGGCAACAUCCCUUAUAAUUAUUCAGAUGAGAUCGAGAAAUAUAUGGAACAGUGGCUCUCUUCUCUUCAAAGCCACUAACUUCCAAGGACUGCUGGUGAUCAACUAUUGGUGCUUAUGAUGCUGCUUCUGUCAUGAGUUGUAAAUUUUAUGUACAGUUGAAGAUGCAAAAAAUUAAAAGGAAAAGAAGUUAAAAAAAAGGAAAGAGAUAUGUGCAUAGUUUGAUGAUGUUACUAGUAGAACAAGGAUUUGCUGAUGUCAGGUCCAACCUGAUAUAAUUCCAAAGAGCAGCAAUGGCGAAGGAUGAGGGAUGGGUGUAGCUCUCAGUGCUGGGAGAGAACUUCCUUUUUCACAGCUUCUAUCCGGUUUGACCGCAAAGGACUGAGCUGCCGCCUUCUUACCUGCUGCUUUGCCAUCCGAGUUUAGCAUGUAUAUAAAAGUGUGAUGUAAUGAAUUCUUAGACAGAAAAAAAGAAGAAAAAAAAAAAAGAAAAAAGAAAAGCAACCAGAAAAAAAAUGGUGUGUGUUGGAUAGAAAGUUAAGGUGGUGAAGGAAAAAGCGUGUAGUAGGAGUGCGUGCCCAUAAUUCUUUGAUGUAUAUAUAGAAAGGAGGCAUUUGUUAGAUGUUAAUGUGACUGUUGAAUGUUGAUCGUA
Molecule: messenger RNA, 1486 nt
Organism: Juglans regia (Persian walnut)
Lineage: Eukaryota; Viridiplantae; Streptophyta; Magnoliopsida; Fagales; Juglandaceae
Exons: 3
Coding region: 403-915 (170 amino acids)
Source: RefSeq, a predicted model, not a curated record